This is a messenger RNA of Anarrhichthys ocellatus (wolf-eel), 1105 nucleotides long. Its product is annotated as fibroblast growth factor receptor homolog 1. Gene Ontology annotation, cellular component: plasma membrane; signaling receptor complex. Lineage: Eukaryota; Metazoa; Chordata; Actinopteri; Perciformes; Anarhichadidae. Gene Ontology annotation, molecular function: growth factor binding; vascular endothelial growth factor receptor activity; ATP binding. The annotation marks the transcript as partial. The transcript is spliced from 9 exons. Gene Ontology annotation, biological process: positive regulation of kinase activity; angiogenesis; regulation of MAPK cascade. The record is from RefSeq and is a predicted model, not a curated record.
GGCCGGUGCCAGCAAGGGGGGAGGAGGAGCUUCCUCCCCUCAUUUCCCUGCAGCAGACCAGCAGUCAGGCCCUCCUCCAGGGGGCUGUGGAAAGGCCUGCAGCAGGGUCCUCGUGUCACCAAGUCAGACCUGAACCUGCUGCAGCUGAUCAAAGCAGGGAAGGAGGGGGUCUUCUACCAGGCCAGGAUGACCAGAGGGACAUGUAAAGGCCACAACAUGUUCACCUGCAAGAUCAGCAAGGAAGGUGUCCGUCCAAAGCAUGUGGACACGGAGAUUUCCAUCAUGAGGAAACUGGUGCACCACAAGAACAUCCUCCAGUUACUGGAGUGGAACACCACUGAGGAGCCUUACAUUCUGAUCAUGGACCAUGUGAGCUGCGGCACUCUGAGGACCUUCCUGCAGACCAACAGAGUCCACCUGAGUGCAGACCCUGAGCUGCACAGCCUCCUCACCAUUGCCUCCUACCACAUCGCUCUGGCCAUGCAGCACCUGCGCUCCAAAAUGAUUGUGCACUGUGACUUGGCUCUGAGGAACAUCUUGGUCAAUAAGUUUCCCUGGGAAGUGAAAGUAGCGGAGUUCGGCCUGGCUCGAGACUUAACACGCAUGACCAGCCGCCGCCGCAGCAGCCGCUGGAGAAACCCACGGCAGCGGGUGCCGCUGCGCUGGUACCCACCUGAGUACUUCAAGAACAACUAUUACUGCUUCAAGGGGGACGUGUGGUCAUUUGGCAUCGUGCUGUGGGAGAUGCAGACAUUUGGUGCACUGCCAUACCCAAACCUUGAGACCUCAGAGGAAGUGGUGUACCACAUCUGUAUUGGUCAGAAGAACACAGACCCUGAAGGCUGCAGUCCAGAGAUACUUCAUAUCAUGCGAGAAUGUUGGCUGGCGCUGUACACCUUGAGACCCUCGUUCACUGACAUUGUCUGCAUGCUGGAGAACAUCAUAGAAAACGACGCGGAUUAUGUGGAUGUUGAGAGUCCUCAGCUUUUGGUGAAAGAUGAGGCUGAAUAUCAGGAAGCUAAAUGUCUACAGGCAGCCAGCAUCAUUGUGGAAGAUAAGAGUCCCAUCUAAAUACAUCAGGCAUCAGAAGAGGCACAAUUCUGAA